CUGUGAAGGGCAGACUCAAAAGUUAUCAGUGGUGAAGUGAGGACAUCUUUAUCAUCUAGAUCUGUGAUGUGGAAAUGUUUUAAUCUUUAACAGGAACUAAAAGAAUAUCCAAACAAGAUGUCUUCCUGUUUCAGGUUUUCUUUUCUAAAUCAUACGAACCUACAAGAGCUGAGAAGAACAGAAGUGAAGCCAGUUUCUCCAUGUUGACAGAGAAGCUGUGAGGGUUCAGUCUGAUGUUCUCAGCUGGAAUCAAAGCGUUUGAACCAAUCAGCUUCCACUGCAGCCACUGGGAGGAGAGCAGGGCUCCGCCCCUCACAUCUGCUGGUUAUACUGGGCUGCACAUGUCUACUGUUCUUAACCACUUAGUGCUGCAUGACUGCUUCACAUGUCUCUAACUGAAAGGUUUCCUCAGUUUGGUGAACACACACUGUAUAAACAUGUAUAACAUAUUUAUAAAGUGUGUGUUCAUGUCACAGGGCGUGGGUUCUUUAACUGUUAGAACUCUGCAGCUCAUUGGUCAGCACAGUCACAUGACAGUCACCGGUCCAAUCACAGGCUCUGUUGUUACUGGCUCCCCAGCCGGAAGUCCUCGGUUCAUGUUCGGUGGAAACAUCGUUAACGUGUUUGAAUAAACCGGAGAAUCCGCUCGUUCCGGCUCCAGCUGCCGCUACAGCCCGGUCCCCGGUGCUCCACGGAGCGGGAGCUCACCGGACAGCUAGCCGCUAGCUCGGGCCCGGUCACAGCUGGUUCCUGAUUGGGGGAGUGAAUGUCAAACAUGAGUGUGGAGCCAGACGCGCUGGCUGUGGUCAACCAGCUGAGGGACCUGGCUGCCGACCCCAUGAACCGCCGGGCCAUCGUCCAGGACCAGGGCUGCCUGCCGGGACUCAUCCUCUUCCUGGACCACCCAAACCCUCAGGUGGUCUACGCCGCCCUGCUGGCGAUUCGUUACCUGGCAGAAUGUCGAGCCAAUCGGGAGAAGCUGCAGGGGGAGCUGGGCAUGAUGCUGAGCCUCCAGAGGGUCGUACAGAAAUCGACCACUCCCGGAGAGACUAAGCUGUUGGCGUCUGAGAUCUACGAGCUCCUGCAGGCGACCUGCCACGCUGACUCCGAGCCGGACCAGGACGUCGUCAGCAGCCGCCGCAAAGCCCAGUUCUUCCUGGGCUCCAGCAACAAGAGAGCCAAGACGGUCAUCCUCCUCAUCGACGGGCUGGACGACUGGAGUCGGAGGAGUCUGUGUGAGGAGGUUCUGCUGAAGAUCAGAGGAGUGAUCAGCUUCACCUUUCAGAUGGCCGUGAGGAGGUGCAUCGUCCGGGUCCGGGCGGACCUGAAGGCCGAGUCUCUGGCGUCUGCGAUCGCCUCCACUCAGGUGAUGAGUGCUCAGCAGGUGGUCAAAGGAGAACAUGGAGACGAGGUGCUGAUUUCGUUUGUGGAGAACGGUUCGGCGGAGAUGGAGCCGAACCUGGACGUGCCCGACUACCUGCCAGAGGACGAGAGUCCCUCUCAGGAACCCGACAAGGCGGUGACCCGGGUGGGAUCCAACCAGGACGGGGCCAGCUGGCUCGGGGCAGCCACCAACUUCCUCUCCCGCUCCUUCUACUGGUGACCUCCCAUUAAACCUCCUGCCUCCUCUCGGAACCAAGACCUACCAGCUGCCAAAUCCCAGCGCUGUCAGGGUGAAACUAAAACUGAGAACUAAAAACAGACGCGAUCCGUCAAGAUGAAAAGUUACCGGUGUCGCAGUCGAGAGGAAACCAUCUCCAUCAACCCCAUCGUGGUUUGAAGUUCCUGCUGGAGAGCUGUGAAGUCCCUAAACUGGUCUUACCAACUAGCUGCAGGCAUCGUGAAAGGAGCCGAGCCGACCCUAACCAGUUAGACUAUGGAGUCAUGAGCAGGGCGUCGCUGGCCUCUUACCUUUUGUUAUUUAUUUGAGCAGAAACUUUCCUUCCUGCCGUUUGAGGUCAGCUGAUUCCUCACUUCCUGUCAUCCACAGACGUCCUGCUCCGUUUUCUCUCAUCUGUCCAUCAGUCUGGAGAAGAGUCCAGAAGUCACAUGAUCAGCAAACAGGAAGUCAAACUUAAGAAAUCUUGCGCCUGUAACAGAAACUCCUCUGGCCCCGGAUGUUACUGCGUUGAAGUGUGGACAGAGUGUUAGCGGUGACAGGUGACCUCGAUCGGGGGGGUCAAGAGACCAGACUUGUGAUCUCGUCAUCAGCGACAGGACGUUGCUUUUCUUUCUUUCUGAAUUUCUCUGCUGAUUUUGGAAUGCCUUUAAACUCAACUUUUAUUUUCUCACUUCCUGUGAACCAGGCCAUGAACUCUGAAGUGUUUUUCGGAGACGUGUUACUGACGUUUUAUUUCAGGGUAUCCGCGGUGUCUUGAAAAGUAUUACAAAUGUAUAUAUAAUAUAAUAUCAGGCCGCAGCCGAAACAUGACACGAGAGGUGGUUAUUGAAUCGGGACAUGGCACCCGUCUAUGUUCCUAUGUUCUAUGUUCCUUCACACUUCAAAACUUCUCUCUUGACAACACCCCCUCCGUUAGAACCCCCCUUCAAAAUAAGAGUCCCAUCCAACACCCUGCUUAUAACAGGAACUAGACAGUCUGUCUGUCUCAGCGCGAGACCGCAGCGCGAGUAGCACUUGUUGUUGAAUCUUCCAUGUAGAGGACGGCUAGCUGCAAAUAGUGCGCUAUUAAUUAUGUAUAUGGCUGCAAAGGAAUAGGCAUGGGGAAGUGUGAAUUCGCCGAGUCGUGGUUGGAACACGACCAGUUCAAGCCCUGGUUGAAGCCCGUCGCUGGGAAUGACGAGAGGCUUAGGGUUCUGCUCGGUCUGUAGAAAGAGGAUGACCAUGGGGGGAUCAAUCGAGCAUUGGGCAGCACCUUCCUCGAAGUUUACACUUGUACAUUUGUGAGUUCUAUUAUUAUAUCAUAACACUUGGAGGAUGAAGCAGAUGGUAAUUUCCUUCAGGUGAGAUACCAGACUAGUUUCCCUGUGUGUGUCAGUUAAACACUCUGCUGCACUGAAGACAUGCCACAUGGUGGCUCUCUUUGAGAAAGUUGUAACAUCAUAUCGUGACAAUGUUGAUCUGAUUUGUGUUAUUUAUGCUGCAAAAUAGUUUUAUUAUUUAAAGUAUUAUAAAAGUGCCUGUUGCCGAGUUGACUGAACCAUUUACUGCUCAGUGUGUCUGUGCAGUGUUUCUCACACCACCAGUAGAUUCUGACCUAUUCAUUUCAAUCUAGCCUCUUAAUCUGUCUCUGAAAGUGGACCGUGUGUGUGUGUGUGUGUGUGUGUGUGUGUGUGUGUGUGUGUGUGUGUGUGUGUGUGUGUGUGUGUGUGUGUGUGUGUGUGUGUGUGUGUGUGUGUGUGUGUGUGUGUGUGUGUGUGUGUGUGUGUGUGUGUGUGAUAAAUUGUGCCUUUUGUCUUAGUAACUCAAUUUAUUCUCGUGACCUUUAUUCCCUCCUGGUCUAUCUGAAUUCUGUUGUGCUGAUACAGUGCUACAUAGAAGUUCUGGCAAACUUCAUUUAAAUUUGCAAUCUCAAACCUGGGUAAUCGGAUUACACCCAGUCUGAUCACAUGACAGUUCAGGUGUAGAUCCACCUCAGUGAGGCAGAUUGUGUUUGGACUCAUUGAACCUCAUGUCAGAAGCGUUCAUACAAACAGGUGUGUGGUUUAAUGGUGUGUUUAAUGACUCGAGUUCGGACGCCCGACGGUUCGGUCACAGUGUCUAGGUCGUGUAUCUUUUUAUUUAUUUUUAUUUAUUUAAACUACAUACGUGUGAUCAGGGAAAACAUCUCAUUCAGACAGAAAACAGAUCGCUGUCCGAUUUCUGUCGGCUCAGCGUCUGUAUGUGAGAUCAUUUAAACUCAUUUCUGGAGAGUGGGUCAGGGUGUGUGGAGACAGGCUGUCGUCCAUCUUUAUGAAAGUCUACGAUUUACUCAAAUACGCACAGGUGGCCUUCAGCGUGUUUAUCAUCUCUAUUUUCUGAAGCUGAAACUGACGAGUCGUACAAACAGAUGUAAGAGGAACUUAAACGAAGAAUACGAGAAUGCUCGUUUGACUCAGAAUCAGAAAGUACAGGCAGCUAAGAUUGAAUGUGUGAAUCUAGAACAAUCCAAGCUUUAUAAGUGUGAUUCUCAGUCAUCCAGGUCAAGGUAUGUUCAGGACAUGUCAAUAUCAUGAAGUUUAAUAAUCCAGUUGAACAACAAGAUCACAAACUGAGAUGAAGCUUCAGCAUUAAACACAAACUUUAAUCUUGUGUGAAUAAUUUCCUUCAAACUUUACAGACUCUGUUAAACUGACAGUGAAUCACAUGGUGAAAAUAAAAAGUUACUGAAUUUGA
Molecule: messenger RNA, 4333 nt
Organism: Pleuronectes platessa (European plaice)
Lineage: Eukaryota; Metazoa; Chordata; Actinopteri; Pleuronectiformes; Pleuronectidae
Product: armadillo repeat-containing protein 1
Exons: 7
Coding region: 767-1603 (278 amino acids)
Molecular function (GO): metal ion binding; protein binding
Source: RefSeq, a predicted model, not a curated record